GGUUUAAUCAAACAUGCCUUUAAAAACAGGAAAGCAAAGCGUGUCUGAAGCAUUACCAAAAGGAAACCUUCCACUACCUUGUUUUGUUUUUUUACUUCUUUUUAAAAAUCUGUUUGGGCAGAAAUAUAGGAGCAAUUUGUUUUGUGUUUAUUUUCGAUUUGGUUUGAGAUGGAAAGAGAUUUUCUGGGCUUCAGCGACAAGCAGUACCUGAAUAACGUUGACGAUGAUCGUGUCGGAGAACGAGGUUCCAGCACGAAAGCAGCUAGACAGUGGGGCCCAGAAUCUGCGGCCAGCAUUCACCGCAGAAGCCAGUAUAGCGGAGCGUUUCAAAACGCGAAUCCUCAGCUGACUAUCUUCUAUGCUGGAACCGUUUGCGUCUUUAAUGACAUAUCUCCGGAUAAGGCUCAAGCCAUUAUGUUAUGUGCCGGGAAUGGUUUGAAAAUAGACAAUGGAGAGAGCAGAUUGAAGAAACCUCUUAUAGAAACUGAAAGAGUCUAUGGAAAACAAUUCCAUAACGCUGCUACUGCUGCUGCAUCAUCAAGCUCUGCCACUUACUGUGAUAAUUUCUCUAGGUGUGGAGACAGACCCGUUGGUGCGACUAAUGCAAUGAGCAUGAUCGAAUCGUUCAACGUAGAUCCUGGCUAUAUGAUGCCUUCAGUUCCUCAAGCUCGUAAAGCAUCGUUGGCUCGGUUCCUGGAGAAGCGCAGAGAGAGGCUCAUGAAUGCAAUGCCAUACAAGAAGAUGCUUCUUGAUUUGUUGACAAGAGAAUCGUAUGGAAUGAAUUACUCUUCUGCUUCUCAUACCUAAAAGGCUAAAACCACCUUUCUUCUUUGUUUUUUUUUUCUUUCUCUCUGAGGUUGUUACAAUGGUAAUUUGAAAUGUUAACAGUUGAGAACAAAUGCAAAUCAAAUCUGAAGACAGCAACGAACUUAUAAAAAAAACAUAUUGAAGCAAAUAUUUGUUUAGGGGAUUGUAUAUUAUUAUGUAAAUGAAUAAUUUUACAAUCUUUUAAAUUAUU
This is a messenger RNA of Brassica rapa (field mustard), 1018 nucleotides long. RefSeq names its product protein TIFY 7. NCBI's taxonomy places the organism in Eukaryota, Viridiplantae, Streptophyta, Magnoliopsida, Brassicales, Brassicaceae. Gene Ontology annotation, cellular component: nucleus. The record is from RefSeq and is a predicted model, not a curated record. Gene Ontology annotation, biological process: response to wounding; regulation of defense response; regulation of jasmonic acid mediated signaling pathway.